This is a messenger RNA of Brettanomyces nanus, 2013 nucleotides long. RefSeq names its product acetyl-CoA synthetase. The record is from RefSeq and is a predicted model, not a curated record. Gene Ontology annotation, molecular function: acetyl-CoA synthetase activity; AMP binding. Gene Ontology annotation, cellular component: cytosol. Lineage: Eukaryota; Fungi; Ascomycota; Pichiomycetes; Pichiales; Pichiaceae. The transcript has a single exon. The coding region runs from base 1 to 2013 and encodes 670 amino acids.
AUGACUGCUUCCAAACAUCUCGAAAACGAACAUUUAUUAGACGAAGAAUUCGUCCCUGUUCCUCAGGGUUUCUUUGACAGACAUCCAUCCGAACCAUGGUUGUCCUCUUUUGACGAGUACAAAUCCAUGUAUAGGGAGUCAAUUGAGGAACCAUCCAAAUUUUUUGGCAAGAUGGCCAAAGAGAAUUUGUCCUGGUUCAAGGAGUUUACUGUGGCUAAAUAUCCCGAGGCUCCGUUAUUCAAAGAGAACGGAGGUGAACCAUCUCAAUGGUUUAUUGAUGGCACAUUGAACGCUUCAUUCAACUGCAUCGAUCGUUGGGCUGCAAAAGACCCUAACAAAACGGCAAUAAUCUACGAGGCUGACGAACCUGAUGAAGGUAGAAAAGUCACCUACGGAGAACUACUUAAGGACGUUUGUAAGUUGGCCCAAGUUCUAAUAGGUCUUGGUGUUAAAAAAGGUGACACAGUGGCUGUCUACUUGCCUAUGAUUCCAGAAGUAGUGGUCACGUUGAUGGCAAUCAACAGGAUUGGUGCCAUUCAUUCUGUGGUAUUUGCUGGUUUUAGUUCUGUCUCUCUUAGAGACCGGAUUAUAGAUGCUGACUCCAGAAUCGUCAUAACCACCGACGAAUCUAAGAGGGGUGGCAAAACCAUCCAGACCAAAAAGAUUGUUGACGAUGCUCUGACUGGCUGCCCUGACGUUGAGCACGUUCUCGUGUACAAGAGAACUGGAAACAAUCAGAUUCCCUGGACUUUUGGAAGGGAUUUGUGGUGGCAUGAGGAAUUGGCCAAGUACAAGAAUUACUAUCCUGCCACUCCAAUGAACUCUGAAGAUACGUUGUUUUUGCUCUAUACAUCCGGUUCUACUGGCAAGCCUAAAGGUGUUCAGCACACCACUGCUGGAUAUUUACUUGGUGCUAUGCUGACCACCAAGUAUGUGUUUGACGUUCAUCCAGAGGACACCAUAUUCACUGCCGGUGAUGUUGGCUGGAUUACUGGCCACACAUACUCUGUUUAUGGCCCUCUUCUCAACGGUGCCACCACAGUUAUUUUUGAAGGAACCCCAGCAUAUCCUUCGUUCUCUAGAUAUUGGGAAAUCGUUGAUAAAUAUCACGUGAAUCAAUUUUAUGCCGCUCCAACUGCCUUGAGAUUGCUCAAGAAGGCAGGUGAACAGCACAUCAAAGAUUUCAAAAUGGAUUCCUUACGUGUCUUGGGAUCUGUGGGUGAGCCGAUAGCUGAAGAUAUCUGGAAUUGGUACAACAAGUAUGUUGGCCGCGGGCAAGCACAUAUUUGUGACACCUACUUCUCCACGGAAUCUGGCAGCCACAUGAUCGUUCCGUUGGCAGGAAUCACUCCCAUGAAGCCUGGUUCGGCCACCCUUCCUUUCUUUGGAUUUCAACCAGCAAUUGUUGAUCCAUUUACUGGAGAGGAAUUGAAGGAUAACGAGGUGGAAGGAGUGCUCUGCAUGAAAACUUCUUGGCCCUCUAUGGUUAGAACUAUCUGGAAAGAUUAUAACAGAUUUUUAGACACCUAUUUGAGACCUUACCAUGGCUUCUACUUUACAGGUGAUGGUGCAGCAAGAGACAAAGACGGCUACUACUGGAUUUUGGGCCGUGUUGACGAUGUGGUUAACGUCUCAGGUCACAGAUUGUCUACUGCUGAAAUUGAGGCCGCUCUCCUAAAGCAUCCUUUAGUCUCAGAGAAUGCCGUUGUUGGUUACCCUAACGAAUUAACAGGUUCCUCCAUCGCCGCUUACGUUUCCUUGAAGACCAUUCCAGAAGAUAUCAACUCAAUUAAAAAGGAGUUGAUAAUGACAGUCCGCAGGGAAAUUGGACCGUUUGCUGCUCCUAAACUGGUUUUAUUGGUCGAUGACUUACCAAAGACCAGAUCCGGUAAGAUUAUGAGAAGAAUCUUACGUAAGAUAUUGGCCGGAGAAGAGGAUCAAUUAGGGGACAUCUCCACGCUAAGUAAUCCAGGCGUUGUUGAGCAGUUGAUUCAUUUGGUUCAUAGUACCUGA